Phytophthora sojae is the source of this 978-nucleotide messenger RNA. RefSeq lists its product as hypothetical. Gene Ontology annotation, molecular function: hydrolase activity. NCBI's taxonomy places the organism in Eukaryota, Oomycota, Peronosporomycetes, Peronosporales, Peronosporaceae. The annotation marks the transcript as partial. The transcript has 3 exons. The record is from RefSeq and is a predicted model, not a curated record.
GGCGUCAAACACAUCCUCCACUUCUCCGACGCCCACCUCAACAUCUCGGAGUCCCUGGACGCGAAUGAGUCCGCCGAGAUUCCGAUUCAGUACGGCUACGACGCCCCUAUCAGUUUGCUGACUUCUGCGCUCGAGUACGCCCAGCAAAUUCUCCCCAACCCAGAUUUCUUCUUGUACACGGGAGACCACGCUGUCCAUGGCGAUCCAUCGGAUGAGUACCUCGCUGAGGCGGUGAAGAUCAAUGUGGAGACCAUGGCCCAGUACUUUUCUGGUUCCGGCAACCAGACGCUCAACGCUACAGCCAUUCUCGGCGAUACCGAUGUGAAGAACUACACGAUGGACGUGACAGACCCCACCUCCGAGGAGAACCCGACGAUCGAAGUCGUGUCUCCGGCGUGGAGUGACGCGCUCAACGCUUCCAACCUCAAGGAUCUCAACACCCGCGGCUACUUGUCGUACAAACUAGACGAGAACUUGCUGCUGCUCACACUCAACACGGUGCCAUACUCGCCGAAGCACUCCCCGGAUACAUCGAACGAAACGGACCCGCUCGCUCAGUUUGCCUGGUUAAACGCCACGCUGUCGGGACUGCGCAACGGCGGCAAGUACGCGUACAUAGCUGGCCACAUCCCGCCGAUCAUCGACGCGCAGGACGGCUCGCCAAUGUGGGAGGCCUCGUACAUCGUAGAGUACAAGAAGAUUGUGACCCAGUACGCGGAUGUCAUCAAGGCGCAGAUCUUCGGCCACACGCACAGCGUCGAGUUCCGCCUGCCCCUCACUUCAGACAUGGAGGCGCAAGACCCGGACGAAGUUAUCGCAGCCGACGAUGACGAGACCCAGAGCUCGCAGCUCGUGCCUUUGUUCACAUCGGCCGCCAUCUCCCCCAUCUUCUACAACAACCCGGCCUUCAUGGUCUGGGACUUUGACGCCAGCACGUACGAGCUUCUGGACUUCGCGGUCUACGGCACCAACAUUUCC